Drosophila eugracilis is the source of this 944-nucleotide messenger RNA. RefSeq names its product tubulin polyglutamylase complex subunit 2. The record is from RefSeq and is a predicted model, not a curated record. NCBI's taxonomy places the organism in Eukaryota, Metazoa, Arthropoda, Insecta, Diptera, Drosophilidae. The coding region runs from base 61 to 936 and encodes 291 amino acids. The transcript is spliced from 4 exons. Gene Ontology annotation, biological process: protein polyglutamylation.
AUAUUUAUAGAAAACCCACUGACGUAUAAAUUUUGAUUUUUUUCUGAGACAAAUUUUUUGAUGAUGAACAAAAAGCUUUCGCCGGAGGAUGCAUUUUACGAAAAUUUGACCUUAGGCCUUAUAAGGACCCUCUCCAAUGUGCCAAGAGUAUGUAAUGUGACAUUGGAGCGACGACAACCACUGAAUUCCUGCCAGGUGGUCAAUUGGGAACAAAGACACUGUGUUUACCUCCCUGAAGAUAUGAAGAAGUUUUACAUAUCCUCGGACGGAUUCAUCCUGAACUGGAGUUACCAGUAUGCUCCUAACGAUAUUCGUCGUGUGGGUCACAUUCACUUUCCUCAUCUGCUGCAGGUGACUCUUCUACGAGAGAACAUCGAAACUACUGCUAGCCAUUCCGCCAAUUCAACGGCUUUGCCCAAUAGCAACUCGGAUGUUUUGGGUGCAUCAAGCAGCUCACAAUCCAUUCCACCUCCGGUUUCAUCCGGCAAGGACAAGUGGGGCAACGCCACGCCCAUUAUAACGGCUAAAUCAAAAAUUUUCGAGAUCAACAAUGUUAAUGAAGUGGCCAAGGUAUGCAUGCUGUACGAGUCCACAAGUUCCAACAAUCCAAAGUUUUAUCUGCUAGAGCUGAGCACUUUGAGCUGGCAGUUUUUGGCAGACACUUUCAGUGAAUACCUCCGAAUGGCCAUCGCCCAUUUGGGACUGCCGUACUGGGAGCUGUGCUUCUCCACCUGUGGCCUGCCCUCUUGGACAGAGCAGCUGUUUCUGCUCCUGGCCCCGCAUCUUCUUGAGGAACAUGAGCCAAGACGAGGGCGAGUACUAAAUCCCGCUUGCGAGCAUCCGUACAACAUCAUCGAUCCAAACAUUUUUAGGGGCAAACCAAAAAGCGUAGCAAAGGCCACGGCCAGCAGCACCAAGCAAAAUCAUAAUAAGUGACUUUCAGU